Molecule: messenger RNA, 1266 nt
Organism: Ornithodoros turicata
Lineage: Eukaryota; Metazoa; Arthropoda; Arachnida; Ixodida; Argasidae
Exons: 5
Coding region: 105-887 (260 amino acids)
Source: RefSeq, a predicted model, not a curated record
ACUCCGUAUCCGUGUUUACCAAGGCCUAUACUGAGGUUUCUGACAUUGAACGGAACCGGCAUUGGCGCCACUUCCUCCUUUCUGUUUCUGGUUCUCAGCUAUAAAUGCAGCUUGUGUCACGUGCAGAGCGGAGUUUAAUUUCUUUGCGUUCCCUCGCCAUGAGAACACUUGCGGUUUCGCUGUUUCUGCUCGCUCUCUGCGCUUUAGGCUGUUGCGAAACGCAGCUGAACGGCCUUCCCGGAUGUACCAUCGACAAAUUGGAAGCUUGCGGAACUGACUACGUCAUAUACGCCAAUACCACAAAUUUACCAGUUGAAGGGGAAAGUUUCACCCAACAGUGCAGACUUAUAUUGGAACAACUUUCCUGUUCGAUAGCAUUCUGUCGACGCUGUCUUUCUGGAUUUCCCCGAGCGGUGGCGCUGCUGGGCCUCAGGUCUGCUGAAGAGUUCUACGAGGAAAGUUGCGACUUAUCCACGGACUUGUAUCAAAGUUACAAGGUACACGUGAAAUGCUUGAACAAGGCUGGAAAGGGACUCAAUGAGCGCUUGAAUAAAGUUCUUCAGAGACUGUACGCCAUCAAAGAAACUGUCCGUACACGGGAGAAGAUUGGACACGCUUGCUGCUUGUAUCCCGAAUUUCUUCACGAUACGGCGGCUAUCAUCAGCAAACAGUGUCCCGACCCUGAGGUGAAAGAGUUCUUCCACGGGUUUAUGGAACGCAUCUUUGGCGAGCUUCUCGGCGUAGCCUGUGGAAAGUACAGAGAAGGCUCCGAGAACUGCAGAAGGAUUCAGCCAGUUACACCCAGCGAAGCCGUGAAGGCCAAAGCAAAGAACUUUGUGGAACCUAUGCUGGACAUUGUUCAUUCCCUCGGGUCAAGAGGCAGAUGAGGGUCCAGCUGCGCCUGCAGUAUGAAACCUACUUACCAAAACAUCUUUUGUAGAUAGCUGUUCAAGGGCAAGCCCACCAUGCAACUAUCGUGUUUAUGCGAGCCGGACCAUUUAUGAUGGCCGACGGAGGUCGUAGUAAUCAUGUGACGGAUAUCCUCUUGCUCUUAAUCAUGGUGAUCAUAUUGGUUGGUCACUCGUUUUAUACUGCUGUGAUUGUAAUCGUACUGCAAUAGUGUGUAUCGAAUGUAAUUAUGCCAUCAUUUUUUAUGUCUGUUGUGAAUAAUCACUCUCAUGUAAGGUUGAACCAGGGGACCCAGUGCCAGCGCUGGGUUCAAAUAUCCUGGUAUAUUUAUUUUCAAAUAAAAUACAUAAUAAACGA